Messenger RNA from Sphenostylis stenocarpa, 2172 nucleotides. NCBI's taxonomy places the organism in Eukaryota, Viridiplantae, Streptophyta, Magnoliopsida, Fabales, Fabaceae. The record is from the annotation of a GenBank genome assembly.
AUGGGAAAGAAAACGAAGCAAGUAGAAGAAAUAAGGGAGGAUAGUAAAGGGGGAGAUGGCAACCCCAGAGCAUAUGAUAAUGAUACGAUGGUGUUUAUAUCCAUGUCUCAAGAAUUGAAGAAUGAGGGGAACAAGAUGUUUCAAAAGAGGGAUCUGGAAGGAGCUAUAUUAAAAUAUGAGAAAGCCCUCAAGUUGCUUCCAAGAAAUCAUAUUGAUGUGUCCUAUCUGCGGAGCAACAUGGCUGCAUGUUAUAUGCAGAUGGGAAUCAGUGAGUUGCCAAGGGCUAUUCGUGAAUGUGAUUUGGCUCUUGAAGUGACACCGAAAUAUAGUAAAGCACUGUUGAAGAGGGCAAGGUGCUAUGAGGCUUUAAAUAGGCUGGAUUUAGCUCUAAGAGAUGUCAGUACCGUUCUGAAGAUGGAGCCAAAUAAUGUCAUGGCAUUAGAGAUCUCAGAAAAGGUGAAAAAAGCACUUGAGGAGAAAGGAUUGAGGGUUAACGAUACAAUAAUUGAGUUGCCACCAAAUUAUGUUGAACCUCCUAGUGCUUUGCCUCCAGAAAAGGUAGUGAAAGAAAACAUGCGCAAGAAGAAGGGCUAUAAAGAGGAAGUGAAGGCUCCUGAUGACAAAAUUCAAGAAAGAAAAACUGAGGAGAAAUUUGAGGAGAAGAAGGCUGAGGGCAGUGUUGUGGUCGAUGAGAAGAAGAACAACACGUCCAAGAAGAAGAAGGCCAAGGAAAAAAUUGAUGAGAAGAAGGCUGACAUAAAGGAAGUUAUUGAGGAAAGAAGUAAUGGUAGAAGGGAACACGUUCCUAACAAAACAGUUAAACUUAUUUUUGGUGAUGAUAUAAGAUGUGCUGAACUACCUAUCAAUUGUAGCCUCUUCAAGUUAAGAGAAGUUAUUCAGGAUCGAUUCUCGAGCCUAGGAUCUGUUCUUGUCAAAUACAGGGACCAAGAAGGGGAUUUAGUCACAAUCACUUCUGAUGAUGAAUUAAGACUGGCUGAAACAGGAUCUAGUAGUUCUAUCCGACUGCAUAUAGUAGAAGCAACUCCUGAGCAGGAUCCACUUUUUGAGAAAUUUAAAUUGAAGGAGGCCGAGGUUGGCGUUGACAUUGCACUUGAGAAUGGUUGUGUUGGAAACGAAAAUGAAAUUGUUAGCUCUUCUUGCAUUGAGGAUUGGAUAAUUCAGUUUGCCAAAUUAUUCAAGAAGCAUGUUGGGUUUGAAUCUGACAGAUAUUUGGACUUUCAUGAACAUGGGAUGAAGCUCUAUUCUGAGGCUCUGGAGGAGACGGUUACAAGCGAAGAAGCACAAGGCCUAUUUGACAUGGCAGGAGAUAAGUUCCAAGAGAUGACUGCCCUUGCAUUGUUCAACUGGGGAAAUGUGCAUAUGUCUAGGGCAAGGAAGAAGGUAUAUAAAAAAGAAGAUUCUUCUAAAGACCAUCUAUGUGAACAGAUCAAAAGUUCAUAUAAAUGGGCACUGGAAGAAUAUUUAAAAGCAGGAGAAAAAUAUGAUGCAGCCACUAAAAUGAAGUCAGAUUUUCAUGAAGGCUUCCUGGCGCUAGGGCUGCAGCAGUUUGAGCAAGCAAAACUUUCGUGGUAUCAUGCACUCAGUAGUAAUGCAGACUUGUUGACAUGGCCUUCCAAUGAAGUUCUUCAUCUUUACAACAAUGCCGAAGAAAAUAUGGAGAAAGGAAUGCAGAUAUGGGAAGAAUCAAAAAAUCAGAACUUGAGUAAAACAUCUAAUUCACAUGAUGUUGGAUUGCAUUUGCAGAACAUGGGGUUGGGUGGGUUUUUUAAAAAUAUAUCAUUAGAUGAACUUGCAGCACAGGAGGCACAUAUGAAGUCUCAAAUAAAUCUCCUAUGGGGUACCAUGCUAUAUGAACGCUCAAUUGUGGAAUUCAAAUUAGGGCUACCUACGUGGCAUGAAACUCUAGAAGUUUCAGUUGAGAAAUUUGAACUUGCCGGAGCUUCUCCAACAGAUAUAGCUGUAAUUUUGAAGAACCACUGUUCAAAUAAUACUGCAGUAGAUGGUCUUGCCUUCAAAAUUGAUGAAAUAGUGCAGGCAUGGAAUGAGAUGUACAAAGCUAAAAAGUGGCAGAAUGGAGUUCCAUCAUUUCGGUUGGAACCCUUAUUUAGAAGGCGAGUUUCAAAAACAUAUCAUGCCUUUGAGCUUGCAUGA